Messenger RNA from Culex pipiens pallens (northern house mosquito), 528 nucleotides. RefSeq lists its product as uncharacterized. NCBI's taxonomy places the organism in Eukaryota, Metazoa, Arthropoda, Insecta, Diptera, Culicidae. The record is from RefSeq and is a predicted model, not a curated record. The transcript has 2 exons. Bases 259 to 423 code for a protein of 54 amino acids.
CUUUCGGUGGAGACGCGCGCGCGUGUGCAGAAGUGAUUUCGAAGAAGAAAAAAGUCGUUUUUUUUGGAAGAUUGUUUGAAUUGAUAUUUAGAAUCCUCAGAGUGUGAAAAUCAUAGUUACCGCUCAAAAAAGUGAUUCAAAGCAAGUGAAACCACAAUUAUUUAUCCUCCAAGGACUCGUGCAAGAAAGAUUCCGAAAUUGGAUUCCCGAAGGAAGAAAACUCGUCCUGAUGUUCUGUCGAGUUCCGCCCUCAAGCGAAUGAAAUACCGAAACAGUUUGGGGCUGAUUGUGCAGAUUCAGUUCAGGACGUUCCUGCAAAUUAAAGAAAGUCCCCAUCGCAAGCGGGGAUUCGGCGGUGAUAAAGCAGCGUCCUCCAGAUUGGGACGAUCCGGGUGUCAGCAGAGUGCUGCUGAUUGGUGCUAGUUUUACUGUGAUAUUAAUUAGGAACAAUCGUAAAUUUAAUUCAAACUGACAAAACUGGGUGCGUACAGAAAUGUAAACUAUUCGCCUUCAGAACCAAUUGAAAAG